CUCUGGUGCCUCGUAGGCAAACAGCAAGGUUCUGACCAGGACAUUUGGUAACUAAGCAAUUGCCAUGACAACUUCCCUUGUUUGGACUCAGUUGACUGGAUUCCAGAAUAGGAGGAGGCCUGCUGUUGAAAACCUGAAGCUUGGGGAAAAGGAGUCCAGCAGGUUCUCAUGCGGGGCCACGAUGUCAGAUAUCAUGGUGAAUUUGAAGUCCUUUCAGUCUGAGCAUGCGGUGGAAGAAAGUGAGCAGCCCUUGCUGUGUUUGAGAAGCCGCUGCAAGGGGCUGAUGGUGAAUGCAUGUGCCCAUGCUGUCUUCUUCUGCAAGCUGCUCCAUGCCCUCAGGCAGAAAGCGAGUGGGAAGGUUUCACUGAUUUCCUCCAAGGAAUCCAUGGGCAGUGAAGGCCUGAAGGUUGGGAUUAUUGGUGGAGGCCACAUUGGAAAGCAGCUGGCCAGGGCACUACUGGAGCUGAGUGACAUUUCGGCUCAGAAUAUCCACAUCUCCACCAGGAGGCCAGAGACUCUGUCAGAGUUCCAGCAGCUGGGAGUCGAAUGUUUUUAUGACAAUGGCCAGCUCGUGGCCUGGGCCGACAUUGUGUUUCUUUGUUGCCUCCCAUCUCAUCUACAGCACAUCUGCUCAGGAAUUCGUGCUGCUCUCCGGGAACCCUGCAUUGUGUACAGCCUGGUCACUGCUGUCCCGCUGCCCAGGUUGAAGCAACUCCUUUCCUACAGUGCCAUCCUGAGGCCACAGUACCACUGCACUAGCAGAAACUUAGAGAAUAUGUGGGGGACAAAUGGGACAAUCAUAGCUGCACUCCAAGACCCUAUUGUUAUACAGGCUACCUGUCCCUGUAGCCCCAAAGAGAGAAUUGCUGUCACUGGCAAGUGGUUGGAGGCCGUUUUCUAUGCAGCCCUGAACAGCUGUAUGUGGCGGCACCUGCCCCACCAGCACGCACUGAAGUUACUGAAUGAUGUAUGUUUCCCUGAGCACUGCCCCAUCUGUACAGAGCAGAAGACCUCUUGCCCACGGUUUGUGUGUGGGAACUUUGUCAACCAAACUUUUGUCUCCUCCCUGACUCAAGAGGACACCUUCCCCUGGUUUGACCUGACAACUGUACAAAUGAAGGAGUCUCCCUUCAGUCAGCUCCUAGCAAGGAGUGUGCUUCUCCAGAACCAUCUUACUUUUUUGUACUGUACCUCCUUUGGAGUUUUGCUUGCAAAGAGUGGAGGGAUGGCCAGCAGUGGCCUCUGGCAGCAGAAUGUCUUCUCUUUCUGCCGCAGCAGAUCCAAGUAUGGCGCUGGGUCAUGAGUCAAUGUCCACCCACAACUGCUAUUGAUGUGACUUGGAAAAAAGAUCAGGAGAUGUUCCUAACACUGAUUCUGAAGCUUCAUACAGUAUAACGACAGUGUGAUUCCAAACCUCCAGGGAUGGAACUGCUUUGCUAAGGUUUAAUGCUGAAGAGAACUGUGGCAGAGAUUAAGACCCCUUUCCUACCAGUUCCCAUUGUAGGAUCCAUAUGGUUGUGCGUGGUGGAGGAAUGUACGGUGAGGACUUUGUCCUGCAGUGGAAAGGAUAAAGCUGGAAUGGCAUGUAAACCUUUACCUGACCAUCAUCCACAGCACAAACCAACUGCAAAGUAGUGGGCAAAUUAAAACAGUGAAAAUGAAUAGCAUUCUUGACUCAUAAUUCUGACAUACCGGCAAGCUGCCCAACUUGUAUCCCUUUUGAUGGGGCAAGGCCAGAUGGCUAUAGAAAAGUAGGGAGAGACAGAUAUAUUCGCCCCAGGCUAAACAAAUCCCUGUUACUAGGGUAAGUAAAUGGCAGCUGCUCCAGGUCAAUUAAGACACCUGGGGCCAAUUAAGAUAUUUCCAGAAGGCAGGGAAGAUAACUAGGUUGAUUGGGACACCUGAAGCCAGUUAGGGGCUGGAUGAAACUAGCUAAAAGCUUCCCAGUCAAUAAGUUAGGUACACGUGUCAGGAGCUGUUGGAGGAACUAAGCAUUAAAAAUCCAUAUGAGGUGCAAAGAAGGAGACCCUGAGGUAACGGUGAAGGAGAUAUUGAGUGGGGGCUGCUGUGGGGAAGUAGCCCAGGGAAUUGCACAUGUCCUAUUUCCAAAAAGUCAGCUACCAUAGCUGCUACUACAGUAACUCCUCACU
Messenger RNA from Chrysemys picta bellii (western painted turtle), 2150 nucleotides. It is a transcript of the gene NOXRED1, whose product is annotated as NADP dependent oxidoreductase domain containing 1. Gene Ontology annotation, molecular function: pyrroline-5-carboxylate reductase activity. Gene Ontology annotation, biological process: L-proline biosynthetic process. The record is from RefSeq and is a predicted model, not a curated record. NCBI's taxonomy places the organism in Eukaryota, Metazoa, Chordata, Testudines, Emydidae.